UCCACUCUUUCACUCUGUCUCAAACGGCCUCGACCCAAGCCAUCUCGUGCAUCGUUGGUUGUGCCUGCCAAGGACUCCUAUCCGAAGAUGACGCUCCUACGCAUCACCCAUACACUACUUGGAGAGACGAUAUUGAUGGUACUUAACUUUCGCGAGGAAGAGCAGGAGAGCACAGAGCAGGCUUUGUCGGCAGGAGAAGCAAUUUCUCACUAUCUCGACAACGAGGAAAUUGAUCCAAACGUUUGCACUUACCUUGCCAUCGUUUUUGAUACACCUUCCUUGUUGUCACAAAGUCUCUCCCAUGUAGAAUACCUUCCGGUGGUUACGACUUCACUCCUUCCAAAUCUGGAACGGAUUGUUCUGUUUGUUCCAAGUCGCUUGCCUAUUGAUCUUUCGCGCAAGGCCUUGCCUCUCCUGCGAGCUGCCCUACUUCCUCUCCUUCACGACAAGAGCCGAGUCGAAAUAGUCCAAGGCUUAGAUAGCUCGGCAAGAUUUGACACAACUCGAAUGUGGGUCAACGCCGACGAAAAGGAAGGCGCUUUCAUGAUCGUCGGUUUGGGUUUCAUGGGCAAUGAUGGUGACGACGGAACGGAAGAUUUUACUGACGCUGCAGUCCAGGAGGCACUUCAAUACUACGAGACUGUAUCGAAGGUCACAAUUUUGACCCAUUGCUCCAAGGAAACCUUCGGCCUAAUUUGCGCACUCCCUGCCCUGGAGGACCUCAGAUUGUGCAAAAUCAACAUUCCGCCGUCUUGGAUAGCUGAAGUGGUUGCAUGUGCGAAUGCAAAGGACAAACGGGAUGGCGCUGGACUGUCACUCCUUCGAUAUCUUUGGUUGCAAGGCGUCACACUUGAAACAUAUCACGACUUUGAGUCUCUGUGUGGCGCGGUGGGUGAAUCAAAGUUGCAUCUUUUCCACGUCACAAAGCCAACUAUUCUUGAUUCGGCCGGGUCUACCUUCAGCCCCAUCUUCAAUAUACUGCAAUGCAAUCCUCAUCUCAUGAUAUUGGAUUGCGCCGAAAACACAAGGUUUGUACCAAGCAACGAUCGAUUGACGGUGGCUCAGCAGCAAGAUGAGGUGUACGAGACUCUCAAACUCACGAACCACAAAGUCUGCAGUUUCAAUUUUGACGAUUCUUGGUCGGUUCUGCCAAACAAGAUCUCAGAGCGCCUGGACCUCAACUUUUAUGGUCUUGGAGCUUUUACGGAUCCCUGCAACUACGCUGUCGGGAAUGACAAUUGGUUCCUUGAGCUUUUGCAGGUGGCCAAGGCACGAGAGCAAUGUUUCGUCAAAGGAGGAGGAGCGGACAAACCGUGUUUGCUUUCCGCACUGUUCGUGCUCUUCCGGGCCCGACCUACCUUGAUUGCAUUCCCACCUGGAAGUACCGGUAUCAAUUGAGUGACGACAGUCCGUACUAAAUGAUUUUUCUUGAAAGGGGGGCGAAUGAGAAAAAAAAAACGAAGAAGAGUGGCAGCAGCUGCAGUGGGCAGCUCGGUCAUCAUGCUCUUCCUACGAUAAACUGUUUGUACAUGUUGUGUUUCACUACCCUUUGAAAUUGUGAUUCUAGUGCGGCACGCAGCAAGAGUAGGUCACCGCACUAGAGAUAAAUGUAGUAGGUACAGGAACCAAC
Molecule: messenger RNA, 1630 nt
Organism: Seminavis robusta
Lineage: Eukaryota; Bacillariophyta; Bacillariophyceae; Naviculales; Naviculaceae
Source: the annotation of a GenBank genome assembly